This is a messenger RNA of Zingiber officinale, 2244 nucleotides long. RefSeq lists its product as uncharacterized. The transcript has a single exon. Gene Ontology annotation, molecular function: protein binding. Lineage: Eukaryota; Viridiplantae; Streptophyta; Magnoliopsida; Zingiberales; Zingiberaceae. The record is from RefSeq and is a predicted model, not a curated record. Bases 227 to 2053 code for a protein of 608 amino acids.
UCUACGGCGUCGACUUGUUGCACGCCCAGUAGCCGAUCCCUUCCCAGUAGCCGCCGCCUGUUUCUACUUCUCUAAUCUCUACGAUACCACGUGAGAGCCUUCCUCCUCCCGUCUCUGCCGCCCUUCUCGCAAACCCUAAUCCUUCUCUCCGAUCUUUGCUUCUCCGCCGCAAUCCGCCGCCGGACGACGGGAUCUGAGUCGGAGCAGAGCAGCGCCGCGCCCUUUUAUGGCUGCGGGUGCCUUCCUCCUCUUCCCCCUCAUUCUAUCUCUCCCAGUUGCCGCUUCCGACGACGCCGCAGCUGAGCCCUUUAACCUCCUUGACCGCCAGGAUGCUCAGCUCCGCCGUCUCGAAGCGUUGAUUGAGUCCCUCUCCGAGACCGUAGCUUCGCUUCAGGCUUCCCUCUCCUCAGGAUCCGAACACUCCGUCGCCGCCUCCUCCUCCGUCGUCCUACCGUUGGAUCUGGAAACCGUUAGCCCUGUGCUUACGCCACAUCCAGGGGCUGACGCGGCGGGGGCAGGUGACCGCUCUCCUGGGGUCUCCGUGACGAAGCAUAAGACAUCCUGGUCGGAGAGGUUCCAGUUUGCCGCGGCAGCACGGAUGGAGGCCUCCCCCGUGGUCGCAACCGUCCUCCCAUACGAGGAGGCAGAUGGCCACAGUAAGUAUUUCGCUGUCGGCGAUUCUUACGGCCGGGUCUACGUGUUCUCCUCUGCUGGAGACGUCCUCAUCGAACUCCCGUCCCUCUCCGAAUCUCCCGUCACCUCCAUGCUUUCGUACCUCUCUUCCCGCCGGAAUGAAAGCCUCCUCUUCUCCGGCCACGAGGACGGUUCUGUCACUGCACACCGCCUCUAUGAGUCUUCUGCCAACAGCGAGGAUUGGCUUUCUCUCUCGGUUAGUAGCUCGAAAACUUUCAUCCGUGGUUCCCGGGAGGUGGACUCACCGCCAGUCUCAGGCCUCGAGGUCCAUCAGGUAGGGAGUGUUAGAUACGUCAUUGCAUCUGAUGAUGGCGGACGUAUCAGGGUUUUCACUGAAAAUGGCACCCUUUAUGGCACUGCCAUUGCUUCAAGCAAGCCCUUGGCUAUUAUGAGGCAGCGGCUUCUAUUCUUGACUGAGACCGGUGCGGCCUCGCUGGACCUGAGGACCAUGGUGGUGAGGGAGACCGCGUGCGAGGGGCUUAAUGGCUCAGUUGCAAAGGCUUACUCCUUUGAUUCAUCGGAGCGGCUAAAGGCAUAUGGUUUCACUGCCAGUGGUGACCUGAUCCAUGUUGUGCUUCUUGGAGAUCUGACCAACCUCAAAUGCUGGGUUCGGUCUGUUAAGAAGUCAGAAAUUGAUGGUCCUGUAGCGAUCCAAACCAUAAAAGGUUAUCUUCUUGUAGCGAGCUAUGACAAGGUGUUUGUCUACAACAUCUCUUCACAAUUCUAUGGGAGGGUUGGAGCACCUCGGCUUCUGUUCUCUGCAGCCAUCCAGGAUAUCAAAUCUUUGUUUUUGAAUUCAGAAGCCCUUGCAGGUGGUACAUCGAAUGAAAAACCUUUGAUUGCCGCUGAUCGGGAAAAGCUAGUGGUCUUAGGGCUUGGCAGUGGUUAUAUUGGGAUUUAUAACUCCAACUUUCCAGUUUUCAGAGUGGAAAAUAAUGCUGUGGUGUGGAGUGGUCCUGCUCUUCUGUUCCUGCUAUUUUUAAUUGCUAUAUGGCAGUUCUAUGUGAAGAAAAAGGAUUCCUUGGGUUGGGUACCAGAGGAUUCUUUCAACUCAUCAGCUGCUGCUUCAAGUAGCCUUUUGAAUUCCACUGCCACUGAUAGGGCUUAUGCCGACGGUGUGAGAACUGAUCUUAGAGAAUUACGAGGAGGGGCUCUAAGAGCUCCAGCCAGAAGGUAUACGUCUCCACCUCGUUACACUGGAGGGUCAGGACUACCAUUUAGGUCUGGUUCUGCAGAUCCUGGUUUUAGAACACCAGGGGAGCUGAAAUUUAGGGGCCAGAACGUGGAGCCUGCAGGUUUUCCCAAGCGAAGGGAAGCAAUGUUUCCAAACAGUCAAGUAGCAGAAGAUCACAUUGAUUAAGUCUCUACUCAAUCAAUUGGUGCCCUUUUAAAAAUCUGGCUUAUUUGAUCUCAACACUUGUGCUGCCCUUUGUGGUCUUUUUUAACACUGCAUGAUAAUAUCGGGCUGAAAAGUUGCACCUAUUGAAUUAGCAGAAUAUGCCUAUUUUGUAGUGACCACUGCUGCUUAUAAUGGAAACCUAAUUUAAGAAA